AGUAAGUGGAGAAUAUCAGAUAGAGGUGACAUAUCAGUUGAGUCUGUGCUGUGUGAACACUUUGGCCUUUAAUAUUUACAAACGGGGACGGCAGUAAACCAUCUGACAUCUGACACACAUGUCGGGCUUUAGAGGUACAAGGAUGAACUUCUCCAGUCUGCUAACUCUCUAAAAGGAACGAGGAACUGAUUCAAAGAGACUUCUGUUUUCUCUCUGACCACGUUUGGAUUUUGUAAUAUUUUAAUGUAACUGGUUACUGGUUAUAAUGGCACAUAAUAUCUUGCUUCACAUAUUGUUUGUGAUAGAGAUAAUAUCUAAUUAAACACAGUAUUUGAAAAGAGGGACAAAUAGCAGAAAUACAGUCUGCAAUGUCAUACAUUUCGUGUUUGUCUUUGUGUAGUUCUUAAAAACAUGAAAAAUUAAAGUAUAAAAACUCAGAACUACAAAAAUCUAGUCUUUCAUGUUAAUUCAGUUUGAAUAAUAUUACUAUUGAAUAGUCAAAUGAAAGUCUGUUUAAAUUAAAUGUAACUUCCAGAAUAAACAUUAAAGAAAGUGUCUUAUAUAGUUAACACAGUCAAAGUUAUGAUUCAACUCAAAAAUCCAUGAAGGAUGAAAGCGGUCUUAACAACAUUAUACCAGUCCUCAUGUUCUGUAUUGUAAAUAAUCUUGGAUUGAGUUUUUUUUUUUUAAGUAUCAGCUUGGUAAACAGGUAGAAUUUCCUUGUAAAAAGAAGAAAUAAUCCACGAGUCAACUCUUUGUAAAACAUGUUUAGUUUAUGUAUUCAUGGUGAUUCUGUAUUACUGUCAGUUCCUCUGAAGAGCAUUGAGGUGGAGCUGGAGGUGAGGGACCAUGUGGCUACAGUGGUCUCCACCCUGAACUACGAGAACAAGAAGAACAAACCAUUAGAGGCUGUUUUUGUCUUCCCUCUGCCUGGAGACGCUGCUGUCUGUCAUUUCAGUGCUAAGAUCGGACAGACACAGAUUGUAGCUGAGGUGAAGGAGAAACAGAAGGCUCGUGAGGAGUAUGAUGAUGCUCUGAGCUCGGGUCAGCAGGCCUUCCUAUUGGAGGAGAGUGAUCAGAGUCCAGAUAUAUUCUCUCUGAGUGUGGGCAGUCUGCCUCCAGGAGAGAGCGCCUCCAUCAGGUUGGAGUAUGUGACUGAGCUGGCUGUGCAGGCUGAUGAUGGUCUAAGGUUCUGUCUGCCUGCUGUGCUCAACCCUCGAUUCAAUCCUCAAAUAUCGGGGUAUGAAAAACACUUGACACUAGCAGAAACCCUCAAAUUCAAACAUGUAAAAGGUUUCAUAACUACAUAUGUGGAAAUAAGUAAGAUAUUACAUGGAAUUAUUUACAUGUUAACCGAAAAAUAACUACUGUAAGUCAUUCCAUCUCAAAUUGGACAAUUUGUAGAAUCUUUUCUGCUUGAUUGUCACUGAUUUGAAUAAAAUUUUUAUGAUACAAAAUUUGAGCAGCUAUAAUUAUUGCAGUCAAAAUUUUGUUUUAUAACUAAAAUACUUUUCAACAUACAUAUUUUUGAAAAAUGACUCGUGCACCUACUUAAAUGGCAUUUUUUUCAUACAUUGAAACUGCAGCAAUGUUUGAACAUGAAGGUUGAUUCUGUUCAUCUGGUUGUAGCGUUUUCAGCGAGAGAAACGUUUCAUCACUCAUCAAGACUUCUUCAGUCUCACCUGACU
Molecule: messenger RNA, 1688 nt
Organism: Haplochromis burtoni (Burton's mouthbrooder)
Lineage: Eukaryota; Metazoa; Chordata; Actinopteri; Cichliformes; Cichlidae
Product: von Willebrand factor A domain-containing protein 5A-like
Exons: 3
Coding region: 765-1364 (199 amino acids)
Source: RefSeq, a predicted model, not a curated record